ACUUGCUACACUAGUCGCCGGUUCGCAUGUCGCAUAAUAUAAAUAAUUUGAUUAGUCAUAUUCACUGACUGUUCAUAUUUUUUCCUCGAUUCCUCGUCGCCGGUUCUUUGUUUGUCAACGUUCAGUCCAACACCGUGUAGGUGUUGUUAUAUUGAUGAGAUACCUUUGAUUUUUAUGGUCUUUUAGUCCAGUUUGUGUACAAUACGUAAUAGUGGACAAAUAAUCUCAGUUGCCGGUGACUUGCGUGAAAAUGGGGAAAAUAUUUAUAUUUUUCGUGGCACUUUCUGUCGUUUGCGUGUCCGGAUUUGUUCGGGUGCCGCUGUACCGCAUGCAAUCAGUGCGUGAUCACCUGCGUGAGGUGGACACCGACCUCCAUGUAUACCGCAUGAAGUAUGCCGUCUCUGGGCCGGCCCCCGAGCCACUCUCCAACUAUUUAGACGCGCAAUACUUCGGGCCGAUCUCGAUCGGCAACCCGCCGCAGUCGUUCAAGGUGGUGUUCGACACGGGCUCGUCCAACCUGUGGGUGCCCUCCAAGAAGUGCCACUACACCAACAUCGCCUGCCUGUUGCACAACAAGUACGACAGCAGCAAGUCGUCCACGUACCGCAAGAACGGCACCGAGUUCGCCAUCCACUACGGCUCCGGCAGCCUCUCGGGCUUCCUCUCCACCGACGAAGUCACCGUGGGCGGCGUCGCGGUGCGCGGGCAGACGUUCGCGGAGGCCAUGUCGGAGCCGGGGCUCGCGUUCGUGGCCGCCAAGUUCGACGGCAUCCUCGGCAUGGCGUUCAGCAGCAUCUCGGUGGACGGCGUGCCGCCCGUGUUCGACAACAUGGUCGCGCAGGGACUCGUCAAGCCCGUGUUCUCCUUCUACCUUAACAGGGACCCGCAGGCGGCCCAGGGCGGCGAGAUCAUCCUGGGCGGCUCGGACCCGGCGCACUACCGCGGCAACUUCACCUACGUGCCCGUGCACAAGCCCACCUACUGGCAGUUCGCCAUGGACCGCGUCCAGGUCAAGGGCGCCACGCUCUGCGCCAAGGGCUGCGAGGCGAUCGCCGACACGGGCACGUCGCUGGUGGCGGGCCCGGUGUCCGAGAUCGCGGCGCUGAACAAGGCCAUCGGCGCGACGCCGCUGGCGUUCGGCCAGUUCGCCGUCGACUGCACGCUCAUCCCGCGGCUGCCGCCCGUCGCCUUCACCAUCGCCGGCAACACCUUCACGCUCACCGGCGCCGACUACGUGCUGCGCGUGUCGCAGUUCGGCAAGACGGUGUGCCUGUCCGGGUUCAUGGGGCUGGACGUGCCGCCGCCCAACGGCCCGCUGUGGAUCCUCGGCGACGUGUUCAUCGGCAAGUACUACACGGAGUUCGACGUCGCCAACAGGCGCGUCGGCUUCGCGCCCGCCGUCUGAACGCCGCCGCACGCUCGUAUCCGUUAACCAUACACCGUUUACAUAUAUGUAUAGUGAGCAGAUUGAAUUUAAUAAUGUAAUUCUAUAAAUAUAUAUGUAUAUAUAUAUAAAACAUUGCUGUGAAUUUUAGACUCUUCCAGUCAUUUUGUCUCUCGAGUCUUAGGCUUAGCGCUAGCUAAGUGCUAACUUUCGAUGUCUACGAAUGUUCUAUGUCUUUAGGAAGUCUGUAUUAACUCGUCUCAAAACUAGCUAAGAAGCUUGGCAAGUAGUUUCGUAGACCGAACAACUGCGUCAGCUGAUUAUGUUAAAAAUAGUGAAGCCAAAGAAAUAUAAUUUGUGAGGCUCGUGAAUGUGAUCACUGUAUUUACUGUCGCUAGUUAGUUAGUUAGUUAGUAUACAUUUAUGUCGAUCACUAUAGCGCUGUUUAGAUGUUUUGACCUGACCUCACUAGCUGUUAGCACGCGACCAGAGUGUCAGUGUGUCCGCUCGCCGACUGAUACAAGCAUGAAAUCAUUGUAACAAAUACUAUUUUAUUCUAGAAAACACUGUUUUAUUACAUCAUCAUGACAAUAUUUCAUUAAUUGUAGGUGUUUACUCUAUUUAUAUUAGCAUUUACAUUAGUUGGUUUCUCAAUAAAAAUAUAAAGUGUAACAUCGCAUCCAAUAUAUACAAGAUGCGUACAUGAACAUGUACAUGUCCAUCGAGCCACGACCAGAACAACUUGUAAACAGUCGUUGCAGUAGUCGUGUUGUAUUGCAGGCUCUAAUGUAAAUGUAAUAAAUAUAAUAUUACAGUUUGUUUAAUGGAAAUAAAAUAUAUAUUUUUUUUUUUUAA
Galleria mellonella (greater wax moth) is the source of this 2239-nucleotide messenger RNA. RefSeq names its product lysosomal aspartic protease (gene CatD). Gene Ontology annotation, cellular component: lysosome. NCBI's taxonomy places the organism in Eukaryota, Metazoa, Arthropoda, Insecta, Lepidoptera, Pyralidae. The coding region runs from base 251 to 1405 and encodes 384 amino acids. The transcript is spliced from 10 exons. Gene Ontology annotation, molecular function: aspartic-type endopeptidase activity. The record is from RefSeq and is a predicted model, not a curated record. Gene Ontology annotation, biological process: proteolysis; cell death.